Molecule: messenger RNA, 846 nt
Organism: Engraulis encrasicolus (European anchovy)
Lineage: Eukaryota; Metazoa; Chordata; Actinopteri; Clupeiformes; Engraulidae
Product: hydroxyacylglutathione hydrolase-like protein
Molecular function (GO): hydroxyacylglutathione hydrolase activity
Source: RefSeq, a predicted model, not a curated record
AUGAAAGUAAGGGUGAUCUCCAUCCUCGAAGAUAACUAUAUGUACCUGAUCAUUGAUGAGCAGACCAAAGAAGCAAUUGCAGUCGCCCCCGCUGUACCGCAAAGGCUUUUGCAGAUAGUGAAACGAGAAGGGUUAACCCUGAUAGCUGUCCUCACCACACAUCAUCACUGGAAUCCUUUUUUCCAUGCAAGAGGCAAUGAAGAUUAGAUCCCAGGACUGAGGGUGUAUGGAGGUGAUAACCGCAUCAAAGGCCUGGCAGAUAAAGUAUCCAACAGCCAAGAGUUGAAGUUCAACUCCAUCAAUGCGAGGUGCCUCUUCACCCCCUGCCGCCACCACACUGCUGGACACAUAUGCUACUUCGUCUGGGAGGAUGACUGCACUGAUUCGCCUGCUGUUUUCACAAGAGACAAACUCUUUGUCGGUGGCUGCGGAAAGUUUUUUGAAGGCACCGCAGAACAGAUGCAUCACAACCCGACAGAAGUGUUGGGGACCUUGCCUUAAGACACAGUAAGUGUUCUGUUCUGUGGCCAUGAGUACACAAAGAGGAACCUCAAGUUCGCUUUACUGGUGGAGCCGGAGAACGAGAAAGUCAAAGAGAUGCUGACCUGGGCAAAGGCCAGAGAUGAUGAUGACCAACCGACAGUCCCCUCGACAUUACUGGAGGAAUUUGAGUACAACCCCUUCCUCCGACUCUCGUGCGAGGCUGUGCAGAAGUUCACAGGGAGGACGGAUCCCGUGGAGGUGCUGAAAGUGCUCCACAAGUAGCCUGAUAAAAUAAAAAAGCCCAAGGACAGAGUGCCGCCCCAGGUUCUGAUGGCCCUGGAGUGGGAUCUACUGGACUCCUGA